CCGGCGGACUGAGGGAAAGCCGGGCUGAAUGCAAGGAAGCGCCUGGAUCGGCCCAGGAGCCGGUUCUGCGCCGUCCGAACGCACCCGCUGCGGGUUCCGUUCUCCCUUCGGCUCUCGGUGCCGCUCUGAGCACGUUACCGGGCCGUGCCCGCAGUGCUGCCCCGGCCCCUGGGCCUGCAGCCGCGCGGCUCCAGGGGAGCGUUGCUGGGAAGCAGAGACAGUGCUGGAAAAAGCCUUUUAUUUCUUACACUUGUUCCAUGUGGAUCCCAGAGGGCCUGCAGGCGGCUGUGAAAACCAAUGGAAUGACUCCCUGCGUAGCUGGAACGAUGUUGGCAGACAGCCCCCAGCGGCAUGGAGCAGUGUGCUGAGGGGUGGCCGCGGGGCUGUGGCACGGCAAGGAGGCUGCUCUGAAUGAAGCCAGGCUCCCUGCACCAUGGGCCAGUGUGUCACCAAGUGCAAGAAUCCUUCGUCUACCCUCGGCAGCAAAAACGGGGAAAGGGAAACGGGCAGCAAGUCGCAUAGCAAGAGGAGUGCUGUGCACAAAGAUGACCACACUUCGGCAUGUGGGAAGUCCUCGGGAGAUAUACUCGUGAAUGGGACAAAGAAAGCGGAUGCUGCUGUGGAGUCUGGUCCACCUUCAGUGUUUUCUGGGGAUACAAAGAAAGACUCUGUCUCCAGCGCAGAAGAAUCGUCCCUCCAAAAGAUUGGAGAGUUAUUUAGGAGGUACAAGGAUGAGCGGGAAGAUGCCAUACUGGAGGAAGGAAUGGAACGAUUUUGCAGUGACCUCUGUGUUGAUCCCACUGAAUUUAAAGUGCUAGUUCUGGCUUGGAAAUUCCAGGCUGCUACUAUGUGCAAAUUUACAAGGAAGGAGUUUUUUGAAGGCUGUAAAGCAAUAAAUGCGGACAGCAUCGAUGGCAUUUGUGCACGGUUCCCCAGCCUCUUACAUGAAGCCAAGCAGGAAGAUAAAUUCAAGGAUCUCUACCGCUUCACCUUUCAGUUUGGCCUGGACUCUGAGGAAGGACAGAGGUCACUGCAUCGGGAAAUAGCCAUUGCCCUUUGGAAAUUAGUCUUCACCCAAAACAAGCCCCCCAUUUUGGACCAGUGGUUGCACUUCCUAGUUGAGAACCCCUCAGGAAUCAAGGGAAUCUCCCGGGACACGUGGAACAUGUUUCUAAAUUUUACUCAGGUGAUCGGACCAGACCUUAGUAACUACAGCGAAGACGAGGCCUGGCCGAGUCUCUUCGAUACCUUUGUGGAGUGGGAAAUGGAGCGGAGGAAAAAGGAAGAGGAAACCAAAUGUAUUAUGUCUUCGGACACAGGGGGUCUGUGUAGGGAAGAACAGACUUAACAGCAUUUAGGUGGCAGUGAUGAAAGCAACCUGUUGCCCUUCGUGAGAUGUAAACUCUGGAUGUUUCUGGAGGUUACCGAGGCUCCAGAUGUUUGUUUUUUUUCUACUUUACACCUUUUUCUGCCUUGUAUUCGAAAGGGCUCUAAAAUGCUGUAUCAUGUUUUAGGCACUUUCUUAACUUUGGUUACUCCUUUUACUCUUACCCGGAAAUAUUUUACCCCGGCUACAAGUUAAGCGUUUUUGUUAAGACUUGAGAUUAGUAUAAGUAAGUCUGAUAUUUCUUGCACAAUGUAGAUCCUUUUAGUUAGGUUAAAUUAACAUUGCUAAAUUAUACAGUGCCAGAUUAAGUCUUUCAUACUACGUCUGUCAGGGCAGGUCUGUACUGUGUGUAGUGCUGUUUACAUUGUUGAAAAUUUAGGCUGUAAUGAUUUUAAGGUUUUAUACCAAGAAUAUAGCAGUGUUAACUUGAAAUGCAUUAAUCCCCUCCUAAUAAGGCUCUUAAGAAACAAACAACAGCAACAAAUCCAAUGACAUAAGCAACAGCUUUUUGUAGUGUGGCUCGUUGCCACUUGAAGGUAACUCCUCGUGACCGAGUCCAAAUCAUUCCUUUUUAUUUUCAGUUUCAAACUGAAUGUUGGGACUGUUUUAUAAAGUUACUGUACCUGUCAGUCAACUGAGUGGUAGAUGAGGAUUUGUAUCGAAAUCUCUGACACAACACAGAAUAAAAGAGCAGUGCUACCUCAGUUUUAUUGAAAGUGGACUUCUUGGUGGACUUCCAUUUUCUCUGGAAGUUUUAUUUUUGUGGUUACAGGAGAAUAUUUUUACUUGACUAAAAGAACCAAAGGUUCUGCUUCAUAAGUUUUUUAAACAUUGGCAGAAGCAACACACAAAGCCUAAGUCUUCAAGGAAAACUGCGGUAUAAUUCUGCUUUAAUUUGUUUGAUUUAUACCCGAAGCAUUAUCUUACUUGUCUGGCAAGCACAGUACUUCUAUGUGAGGAACCAAGUUUUCUAAAGCUAUGCUUAAUUGCUAAAUUGCAGUUAAUACUCCACACUUUCUGGAGCAACAAUAUCGGCAUCUGAUGACAAAGUGAAUUCGUAAUGUGUUCUUAAUGACAACAGUGUAGAUAAGUCAUUUUUAGACUGAUUUGAUAAUAUUUGGAUAGGAGUAAAUUUAUUAUUUUACAAUGCCUGUAUUGGGACAAUUUGCCUGUUGAAACUGUUGUGACUUAAAGGGAAUUUUAUUAACACUGGUUGAAGCUUUUUUUGGUUAUUGAUGUUACCUUUUUUAAUUGUAAUAUGUCAACUUUUUUACACGUUUUGGUAAAAAGGGAUAAUUGCCAAGGCUUCCCGUGAAGCCCAGCAUUGAACUCGUGAAGCGUUCAUCACACACCUUUUGUUUUCAGAGCUGUACUUCAGGACUGUAAAGUGGCUUCAAUGAAAAAUCGAAAACAACAAAAACCCUCAAAGCUGAGCAGUCAUCUCUGGCAUCUCGUGGGUUUUGUGACCGUGUGUAAAGCUGAAGGAAGCCGACCUUCCAGUGGUGAGCUUCUUGUUGGGUCCGGGGUGGUGUGAUGUGCAUGUCUGCUUUGAGCUAGCAGAGUGUUUGCCUGACUUCUGUGCUGGGCUCUGCUGAUGCACAGCCUGCAUGGCAGCUUGGCCAGAGUUCGUACAACAGUUGCAGUCUCUGGCUGUCUAAAACUGCUUAAAAACAAGCUCACAAUGGCUGAUGGCGUCUCUUCCCCCUGGUAACGGGCGUGUUUGGUCCGUACUGCUUUGGCGAGCUCUUCCUGGGAGAGUGAAGCGGUGGGGAACAAAUGGAGGCCUAGCCAAGCCUGUCCCUGGGCAGGAGGGGGCCCAGUUCAGUGUAACAGGUAAAUCUGCCCCAGGGUGCCCUGCUGCUCACAUCCUCCAUAUUGCUCUAACAGCACUAAGAUGUUUUGGCUGCAAAACCAUAUCUCGGUUUGGUGAGCAAAGCAGGCAUUUGAGCUAUUAGAGUGGAAUUGAUGGGGGGACACUUCUGCUGGUGCUGUUCUUUAAUUAAGCCAGAGAAAAGAACUCUCCAACAGAGGCCGCUUCGCUAGCAAAAGCUCCAGAUGGAGGCCUGAGCUGAUAGUAAAUGAAGGCUAUAUGAAGUUUGGAAUGCUCAUUCAGCUUCUCAGUGCUCUGUUCAUUGCUUCAUAUUUUUCCUAAAGGUAGUUCUAAAGUGUUCAGUGCAUGGAAGCUGUGUUCACCUAGUGCAGGGUGCGACUCUGCACACACAGAGUUGUGGCAGUGACUGCUGCUUGUCUGCAUGAUGAACUGCAGCAGCAGUUCAAGCGCUCAGAACCAUUGGAACUAUUUAGUUUCUUUCUCAGAGUAUGUAUUAGAGAUCUUGAUGCGUGGAGUGAAUCUGCUGCAACUUGGGAUAACUAUAGAUCUAUGGAGCUAUAGAUCUGUACGGAUCGUUGUAGGAACUGACUGGGAAUGUGGUCUGACAUCCACACUCUGUGGCAUUUUUAUGCCUUUGCUUAUACACACAGUGCAACUUGUGCAGACUUUACUCCCCAGUACUAAAGCGCUGUGUGGUGUUACUGCAGUGCCUUGGCAGCUUGGCUCAGUGGUGCCAGUUCCUGCUGGGGGUGUGAUUGUUGGGUUGAAGGCUGAUGGAUUGAUGGAUCAAGUGUGGAUUUGAAAGAUUCUGCUCAGAGUUGGCCAUCAAACCUGAUGUAACAUCAUGGAAACUGAAUGUGGAACUGUGCAUCUAUUCAAUGCUGGUGCUGGAGAAUUAGAGCUUUGUAGUACUGUGCAAUGGUAUGGAGAGAACCUGAGGGAAAAGAGAUGAGUGUGGCAGGUGGUUUGGGACCUGCUGGGGCAGGGGCUGCUGUGGGCUUUGCCCCGGCUGCUGCUGUGGGCAUCGGUGCCCUGAGGCCCCACAGAGCAGGAUGUGUUUCACCUGCCACUCCUGUGCAGACAUGACUGCCGACAUGAGCAUCUUCCUUGUGGUCCUGAGCCUUGUUUCCAAAAAAUAACCCCAUACAAACGAGCAGAGUUAAACACCACAUGGUUACCGGCUGCCUCGGGUCUGGCACAGUGUGAUGGGUGAGGCUUUGCUGCUCCUGUUCACUGGAAGAGAACAGGCGUAGUGAAGGUCUGGGUCUUGCAGCCCUUGUUCUGCAGUGCAGCCCUUGUGGCAGCAAUCCUUGAUCAGUUGGGCGCCUGGUUCUUACGAGCUCCCUCUGCUUGAAACGUGCCAAUGAACUGUUCCUUUCACACUGAACAGGAAGAUGCUUCGCCUGAAACUGAACAUCCAUCAGUUUCAACAUUCAGCAAAACGUACAUUUUGAAGGCUUUGGUUUUUUUCAAAAAGCAGUGGAAGAUAAGUGUGCUUAUUUUUGUCGUGUGCAGAGACACUGGUGUUGAAUUUCUCUCUCUGGAUUAUCAAAGAUUGUAUCUUUGGCUUUAUAUCCUCAGUUGAAGUGAAAUACGUGAGAUUGUAGGAUGGAAGGCCGUAACUCCUUCACCAUGAAGUACGUAGGUAUCUCUACCUCGUUAGACUUGAAUAGUUCAAGUUGACCAUCCUUCUCUCCCAGGCUGUGAUGCCUAGAUAAGUGAUGUACACUUUUUAAUCGACCCAUGUUAAGUGUUACCUAUUUACCAUUCUUUUUGGUAUCUAGUCUGCAAUCGACCCUUUGGAAGGGAGCAAAGCCAACCUGUCCCUGUGCCACAGGAGUGGCUCUUUAGUCAAAUUAAGCUUAGUUAUCUUAAAAAUGUGCUUUCUUUCUUAACAGUAAGUUUAAAUGGUCUCUCAGAAAGGAAAUGGGCCACCAGCAGUGGGAAGGCCUCAUGCUGCGUGUUGCCCAUUAUGUGGAGUCCCAAGAGAAUGAAUAUGGCUGCGGGAUGAGGCUUCCACCCAGCACUGCUGGGCUCCAUCCCGGCAGCACAGUGAGCCUGCGUCACUGCAGCUGCGUGCAGUGCAAGGCAGCACUUGGCAGAGCCAGCCUGGAGAGCUGCAGCUCACAGCACAGACACUUGUGGAGCUCAGCCCCAGCGUGGCCACAUCGCCCUGUAUGGAAGGAAUGUGUGUCGGUGGUGUAUUUGCUCCCAGAGAAGUAAAUAGUUGUAAGGAAGCAGUGAAAGCAGCACUCCUUUGUGCGGCUUCCAUUGAACUGGAUGUGACACAGCUUGCUACCAGUCUCCUCAGUAAGCCGUCAAGGGCACUUGGGGUCAAAUCUACCAUUCUCCAUAUCAGGAGUGAUCCUUGCUUUUCAGACUUAGCAGUGAUACCAAGUCUGAUAGUUUUCUUACCCCAGGAGAUGAUGAAUGUAUUGUCGUGGAGCAGAACCACGGUUCCUCCUCCAACCGGCUGCGGAGCUGUAAUGCUUGGAAGUGCUGCAGGAAGUUCUGUUUCAUGCAGGGUGUCUUUAUUGAGGGAUGUAGCCAGGUGUGAAGCUGCGACCUGGAGAAAAACUGGGAAAAGUCUGAGGUGAUGCAUCUGUCCCCAGCCCCAUCGGCUCUGUUGUUUUACAGAUACUUCUCGUGUUGUUUUGCUCACCAUCAUCAUCUAGAACAGAAUGGAAGUGGUUUCCCACAGAAUGUGUGAUCUGAGGCGCGGUGCACUGAGGUUGUGAUGGGAAGGUGGUUGUUCCUUGAUAGCAAUCCUGAGUGCAGCAUUCGGUCCCUUUGGGAAGAAAAGUAUUCAGGUUUUUCUUUAUUAUAAGCAAAGCCUCCGUUUGUCCAUUACUGACACCUUGUGGAGUUUGUGCCAGAUGUAUAUUAAAUAUUUUGGUGCUUUUUCUAAUCCAAGUUGCCAUUCAUUCACCCAUGAGAUUGUUGUACUUGUGUAUAUUGAAGCGUCGAGACACCCAUUAAGAAAACAGGAAAAGAAACCCCCGGAGCCCCAUCUCCACCAGAGGAAGCAUUGCCUGUAGUCACUGUAUCCUCAGUACUGUGUGAAUGUCCAGAGCUUUGGGGUCCCCUUCCUGCAGUAAGGCCUGAGGGAGGCCAGGGAAACCCCGUCCCCGGGAGCGGGAAGUUGCACGUUGCUCUGCGUUAUGAACAGAAGUCAUUUGUCGUGUUUAUAUGAUGACACUUUGGUGUUCACUUUUUUGUGAAGCUUUGUACAAAAUGUUUUAUUUAAACCUGAAGUCCUUUUUACAUUUGCAAUUAAAAGGGGAAAAAUUAA
This is a messenger RNA of Coturnix japonica (Japanese quail), 6510 nucleotides long. Lineage: Eukaryota; Metazoa; Chordata; Aves; Galliformes; Phasianidae. The record is from RefSeq and is a predicted model, not a curated record.